This is a messenger RNA of Polyodon spathula (Mississippi paddlefish), 1371 nucleotides long. Its product is annotated as transmembrane gamma-carboxyglutamic acid protein 4-like. Gene Ontology annotation, molecular function: calcium ion binding. Gene Ontology annotation, cellular component: extracellular region. The coding region runs from base 105 to 755 and encodes 216 amino acids. NCBI's taxonomy places the organism in Eukaryota, Metazoa, Chordata, Actinopteri, Acipenseriformes, Polyodontidae. The record is from RefSeq and is a predicted model, not a curated record. The transcript has 7 exons.
UUCCUAUCCAUGUUGGUUUUCCAGGUAACACACAGCAGCUACUCAGGUCUGCCCAGGUACGCUACCUAAGAGUAACGUGCAGGAAUGCUCCCAGGUGCCCAGAAAUGGCUCUAUGUUUUCUUGUAAUGUGCCAGCUGAUCGCAUGUGGAUUUUCUAGAUGUACAGGAAAAUUAAUGAAGUUGGAAAGUAAUAAACACAUUUCAGAUAAUGUUUUCAUGAAUGAAGAUGAAGCAAGCACGUUCUUAGGACGCAGUCUGUUAUACAACCAUUUUGACUUUGAGUUAAUUACUCCUGGGAAUUUGGAAAGGGAGUGUUAUGAAGAAGUGUGCAACUAUGAGGAGGCAAGAGAAGUGUUUGAAAAUGCUGAUAAAACAAGCGUUUUUUGGCAAAAGUACACCGCAGAUGGAUAUGCCAAACCAGAUGAUCAGCAGCCUCAGAGAAUAGAUGUGACGGCUCUCCUCACUGGCCUCAUUGCUGCUGGAGUGUGCUUAGUCUUCGUUGUGCUACUAAGCUGGUAUUGUUGUCAAAAAAUAUGCAAAGGUCACAGCCGACCAGGUUCUUCAGUUGGUCGUGUGAGGCGAAGCAAUGCUUCUCUUAUUAUUAGGAGACUGGAAGAAGUGUCGCUCACCCCUGUACACCCAGCAGCAGAGGGACCAGGACUUCCUUCAUAUGCGCAGGCAAUUGCAACAUCCGGACAAUAUGAUGCACCCCCACCUCCUUAUCCAGGAUCUCCAUCAGGAACAAUGCAAAAGUAGCAAGAAAAGAAGAACUCCUCGGUUGGGUGUUUCAUGUCAUUUUUAAAUAAUUGUUUUAAGUUUUAAUCCAAUUUCUAUGUACAUUUUCUGCACAUCAGAAUCAUUUUAAAACACCCAAUAAUGCUACAGAACAAGACGAACAAAACAUUUAAAUACCAAAGAGCUCUUAGACAAAUUUCCUUAAUUGUUUAUUCCAAGUUUAGUAAAUUCAAAGGGUGUCAUUGAAACUGGAGUAAGUUGUGAAUUUCAGCCUUCAAGUCACAGAACACUAGAUACUAUGCAUUGCUGCAGAUGUCCUUUGAAAUAUUUUUGCAUUAGAUUUCUCCCCCAACAUUUGUCAGCUCGAGUAUUUUUCCUGCAGCAACUGUUUUUCGUAGAGAACGGUUUACUGCUACCGUUUUCUUUCAGAAUUAGGGUCCCUCUCAAUCACGGGCAGUACAGUGAAAUCCUCUUGUUGGUAGUAAUCUAUACAGAAAAGUAUCAAAACAACUGCAAAACAAAAAAAGCAUGACAAGAACUCUUAUUUCAGAGGAUGUUGUAAGUGUAUGUUGUUUAAUUUUUGGUUCUUUUUAUAUAUUUUUUAAUUAUUUGAAAUAAAAUAGUAUUGAUACUUUGA